This is a messenger RNA of Gossypium arboreum, 2108 nucleotides long. RefSeq names its product F-box/LRR-repeat MAX2 homolog A-like. NCBI's taxonomy places the organism in Eukaryota, Viridiplantae, Streptophyta, Magnoliopsida, Malvales, Malvaceae. The transcript has a single exon. The coding region runs from base 3 to 2108 and encodes 701 amino acids. The record is from RefSeq and is a predicted model, not a curated record. Gene Ontology annotation, biological process: SCF-dependent proteasomal ubiquitin-dependent protein catabolic process. Gene Ontology annotation, cellular component: SCF ubiquitin ligase complex.
CAAUGGCUGGAACUUCAAGCUAUGUUCAUUUCCAUGACAUUCCCAAUGUGGUUCUGGCCAUCAUAUUCUCUUUAGUUGCUGAUACCCGUACUCGCAAUGUUAUGUCCCUUGUAUGUCUGAAAUGGCACUUGCUUGAGCGUUCCACUCGCAAAUCCCUCACUCUCCGCGGCAACAUCCGCGAUCUCUUCCUCCUCCCCACUUGCUUUCGAGCCGUUACCCAUCUCGACCUUUCUUUGCUCUCCCCAUGGGGACACCCUCUUCUUGAUUCCUCUUCAAACCCGCUUUUUCUCACUCAACUCCUUCGGCAUGCAUUUCCCUCUGUUGUUUCUCUAGUAGUUUAUAUCCGUAACCCUUCAACUCUCCAUCUUCUAGCUCCCCAAUGGCCUAACUUACGACAUGUUAAGCUCAUACGUUGGCAUCAACGUUUGCCUACGGAACCUCUUGGCUCUGACUUUACGGCCCUUUUUGAGCAUUUUGGUAUGCUUUCCUCGCUUGAUGUUUCACUUUUUCAUUCCUGGACUGAAGAUCUUCCACCUGCCAUUGAAGCCUACCCUUUGAUUGCAGCUUCUCUUUCUCAUCUUAAUAUCCUCAAACAUUCUUCAGCUGAGGGAUUCAAGUCCCAUGAGCUUUUAGCCAUUACUGCUUCCUGUCCAAACCUCCGUAAAUUGCUUGCAACAUGUAUAUUUGACCAUCGAUUUAUCGGAUUUGUUGGCGAUCAAACCUUGCUUGCUCUUGCUUCCAAUUGUCCUUGUCUUUCUUUACUUCACCUUGUUGAUGCUACGUCUUUGUCCAACAUUAGGCCUGAUCCAAAUAAUGAGGGUUACACAUCUGAAGAUGCAAGUAUCAGCCAUACUACACUUGGAGAUGUAUUUGCUGGAUUGCCACUACUUGAAGAGUUAGUUCUCGAUGUUUGCUACAACGUUAGGGAUGCUUGGCCGGCGUUGGAGUUGCUUAAUUCUAGGUGCCCCAAGCUUAAAGCCUUGAAGCUGGGACAAUUCCAUGGAAUCUGUAGGGGCAUAGAUGCUCAACCAGAUGGGAUCGCCCUUUGCCAAAGGUUGGAAUCUUUGUCAAUCAAGAAUUCUGCUGACCUAACCGAUAAAGCAUUGGAAGCCAUAUCUCUAGGUUGCCCCAGACUAUCCAAGUUUGAGGUUCUAGGAUGCAAAAAGAUCACAAGCAAAGGGAUGUGGGAAUUGACUCACGCUCUUAGAAAAACUUUGGUCCAUGUCAAAAUUUCUUUCUGCAAAAACUUCAAUGCAGUUUCUUCAUUACAGGCAAUUGAACCAAUUCGAGACCGGAUUGAAAGGCUCCAUAUAGAUUGCGUGUGGGACACCCUUGACAAUUCAGAAAACCAGACAGGAUGUAGUUCAAGUCAGGAACUAGGUGAAUCAUACAACUUACAAGCAAGAAAGAGAGACAUGAUCAGGGAAGAGAAAAGGUUAAAAAAGAAAAGCAAGUUCCACUUCCACGAUGUCGGGGAAGACAACUUGUUCUCUUCUAGGACAUGGUCCAAACUACAUCAUCUUUCCCUUUGGAUAGGUGUAGGUGAGUUGCUCACUCCAUUAUCCUUGGCAGGUCUAGAUGAUUGUCCAGCGUUGGAAGAGAUAGAAAUAAAGAUUGAAGGUGAUAGUAGGAAUCAACAGAGGCCUUGCAUGGAUUCAGUAGGGUUGCGUUCCUUAGCUUGUUAUCCAAGGCUUUCAAGGAUGCUUUUGGAUUGCAGUGGAGUUAUAGGUUAUGCUCUUACAGCUCCCCCAGGACAUACAGAUUUGAGCUUGUGGGAAAGGUUUUUUCUGAAUGGGAUUGAGAUAUUGAAUCUUAAAGAGCUUAACUAUUGGCCAGCACAGGACAUGGAUGUGAAUCAGAGAAGCCUAUUUCUACCAGCAGCAGCAUUGCUAGCACAAUGUGGGAGCCUAAGGAAACUGUUCAUUCAUGGAACAGCAAAUGAACACUUCAUGAUGUUCCUAUUGAGAAUCCCAACACUCAGGGAUGUUCAAGUUAGAGAAGAUUAUUACCCUGCUCCUGAGAAUGAUACAAGCACAGAGAUGCGAGUCGAAUCUUGUCGUCGAUUCGAGGAUGCUCUCAAUAGUAGCAACCGCCAUAUUCCUGAUUAG